UCUCUUCGGGAAGGGCGGAGAUUGAAGACGAAGUUCCGAUUGGGUUGUCACGACCUCCGGAGUUCGAGCAGCCGAACGCAGCUUGUUCGUAACGCGCAAUGCCCUUGUUGUGAAUCUCGCGAGUCGGAAACAAUCCAACACACGUUGUUUGAAUGCGAGGCCUUUGAGGAAGAACGGCAGGCAUUUCUUGCGAGAUUAUACUCGGUUUGCCCCCCGGCACGGCGAUUGACCGAUGAGGGCCGAUGUCGCUUGGUCAUGGGGGACGAGUUACCCCGGGAGAUUGAAAUUCCGUUGUAUAGAUACCUUAUUGCUAUUUCGAGGCUCCGGUUGGGCAUCCUGACCGAGCAGGGAGAAGGCUCCUAG
This is a messenger RNA of Pelagomonas calceolata, 363 nucleotides long. Lineage: Eukaryota; Pelagophyceae; Pelagomonadales; Pelagomonadaceae. The record is from the annotation of a GenBank genome assembly.